AGAUUGACAUCGGACUUCUACUUCCGUGAACGAAGGCUUUUUAUUUAUGAAAAUGAACCUGAGUUUGUGUAAGUUUAAGUAACAUUUGCUUUAUCAUGAUUGUGUUUGAAAGAAAAGUACUUUUUCAUAUCUAUGCAAUUAUAUGUGAUCUAAAGUAGAACUUGAAAAAAAAAAAAAGAAAACUUUAUAAUAAGCCGAUCCAGUGCGAUUGUUAGUAACAGUCUAUAAUGAAUUGUUUGUUCUCCUAAAUGCGGCACUUUAAACGAUACUUAUCCUUCUUUUUUACUCUCUUUUUUCUUCCUCUUUUUUCUUUCUUUUUCUUUCUUACGCUAUGCUGAAAAGGCUAUUACUACUUCAACUUGUCAUUAAAAAAAUAUGGGGACAACCGUUAUUAUUUAACGAAAGUCGUGUACAAUCAUUUGAGCUUUAUGAAAAACUUUUGUGUAUCCUAUUUUUAGUUUUUAUAGGAGGUGUAUUUGCAGGAUUGACGAUUGGUUUAAUGGGCCUUGACAAGACAAAUCUCCAUGUAUUAAUCGAAUCCGGUACACCUUCAGAAAGAAGGAAUGCAAAACAAGUUUUAGCUCUUUUAGAUCGAGGAAAUCAUUGGGUACUAGUGACUUUAUUACUUUCGAAUGUCAUUGUCAAUGAAACACUGCCUAUUAUUUUACAUGGUGUCUUAAGUGGAGGUUGGCAAGCUGUUGUCAUUUCUACAGCUCUCAUUGUUAUUUUUGGAGAAGUGAUACCUCAAUCCAUAUGUGUCCGACAUGGAUUAGCAAUUGGUGCAAAAACAGCAUGGAUGGUAUUGGUAUUGAUGUACAUUAUGUACCCUAUUGCCUAUCCCAUAGCCAAAUUGUUAGACUAUGUCCUUGGUGAAUCGCAUGGCACAGUCUACAAGAAGGCUGGUUUAAAAACACUGGUUUCCUUACACCAAGCAGUCCAUCCUUCCGACGUAGAUGCACUGACUUCCGAUGAAGUAACCAUUAUUGGUGCUGUACUCGACUUGAAACAAAAACCUGUUUCGUUUAUCAUGACACCUAUCAAAGACGUCUUUACACUUUCAACAGACGAUAUUUUAGAUGAAACAUUAGUUGAUAAAAUCUUGACAGCUGGUUAUUCUCGUAUUCCUAUCCAUGCGCCUGAUGACAAGGCUCAUUUUGUCGGCAUGUUAUUGACAAAGCGUUUGAUUACUUAUGAUCCCGAAGACGCUUUGCCAAUGAAACAGCUGCCCUUGAGUGCAUUGCCUGAGACAGGACCUGAUACAAGUUGUCUUGACAUCCUUAAUUUCUUUCAAGAGGGCAAGAGCCAUAUGGCACUUGUCACAAACGAUACUCAUGGUGCUAUUGGUGUCAUUACUUUAGAAGAUGUGAUUGAAGAACUUAUUGGCGAAGUAACAUUGUUUGCAUUAAUAUUAUGUAAUCACUCAUCUCUUUUGAAUUAGGAAAUUAUUGACGAAACAGAUGUUUAUGUGGAUGUAACAAACAAGGUUCGAGUGAUCCGAAGACAUAUGUUAAACAGACGCAAUACAACAGCCAAGA
This is a messenger RNA of Gilbertella persicaria, 1535 nucleotides long. RefSeq lists its product as uncharacterized. The coding region runs from base 332 to 1438 and encodes 368 amino acids. The record is from RefSeq and is a predicted model, not a curated record. Gene Ontology annotation, biological process: magnesium ion homeostasis. The transcript has 7 exons. Lineage: Eukaryota; Fungi; Mucoromycota; Mucoromycetes; Mucorales; Choanephoraceae. Gene Ontology annotation, cellular component: intracellular membrane-bounded organelle.